Molecule: messenger RNA, 1008 nt
Organism: Beauveria bassiana ARSEF 2860
Lineage: Eukaryota; Fungi; Ascomycota; Sordariomycetes; Hypocreales; Cordycipitaceae
Exons: 3
Coding region: 1-1008 (335 amino acids)
Source: RefSeq, a predicted model, not a curated record
AUGCUCUUGAGGCGCGGCCACAACCGCUGGCUCGUCUUUUGCGCCGCCUUUUUCGCCGGCCUCUUCCUCUUUGCCUACUAUGGCGAUAAUGGGGCGUCGAUACGGCGGAUGACGUCGACGAGCUCCUCCCCUUGGGCGGCCGACCUGACAGCCACACCUUUGUCCAAGCUGCAACCUCAACACAAUGGCGACGCCGAGCUGGAGAUUAUUGUUGCCGCCACCAAGGAAGAAAACGUCACCUGGCUGCACGACUACCUGCUCGACUGGCCCAAGAACAUAUACGUCGUCGAUGAUCAGCAGGCCGCGCUGACGGUUCCCGAAAACAAGGGCCGCGAGGCCAUGGUUGUUCUCACAUACAUCAUCGACCGCUACCACACCCUCCCCGCCAACAUGCUCUUCCAUCACGCCCAGCGCUUCCAGUGGCACAAUGACGACCCCGACUACGACGCCCUGCAGCUGCUCAAGCGUUUUCGCGUCGCCCACCUCGCGCAGCACGGCUACGUAAACCUGCGCUGCGCCUGGAUCCUCGGCUGCCCCGUCGAGAUCCGGCCCCUCGUCGACGCCCAGAGCGCCCCGGAAAACGACAUCCCCACCGCCAAGCACAUUUACAGCGAGGCCUUUGCGGAGCUCUUUCCCGACGUCGCCGUACCAGAGGCCGUCGGCGUGCCCUGCUGUUCACAGUUUGGCGUCACGCGCGAGACGGUGCGCGCGCGGCCCCGCGACGACUAUGUGCGCUUCCGCGAGUGGCUGCUGGCCUCGGAACUGGAUGACGCUAUUAGCGGCCGCGUCUUUGAGUAUGCGUGGCAUGUCAUUUUCAACAAGGAGCCCGUGCAUUGCCCGCACGCUGGUGAGUGCUACUGCAAGCAGUACGGCAUGUGCGACAGGCGCGAUUGCGAUAAUGAGGGCUGCGCAGGGCAGUAUGAUCUGCCAAAAUACUCGAACCUACCCGAGGGCUGGCCCAUGUUUGGGUGGGAUGGCGAGGACAGGCACUGGAGCGGCGAACUGUAA